This is a messenger RNA of Anolis sagrei ordinatus, 2843 nucleotides long. RefSeq names its product GRAM domain containing 2A (gene GRAMD2A). The record is from RefSeq and is a predicted model, not a curated record. Gene Ontology annotation, biological process: regulation of store-operated calcium entry. Lineage: Eukaryota; Metazoa; Chordata; Lepidosauria; Squamata; Anolidae. Gene Ontology annotation, molecular function: phosphatidylinositol-4,5-bisphosphate binding. Gene Ontology annotation, cellular component: endoplasmic reticulum membrane; organelle membrane contact site; extrinsic component of cytoplasmic side of plasma membrane.
CAUCCUCCAUCCCCGUGUCGCGGCGUACGUGGGAAUGCGCMGCGGGGACGCGGGAGCGGGGCAGGAGGCGCUGGGGCUCGGGCGGCGGGCGGGAGGGAGGCUGUCGUGCUGCUGCCCGGAGGCCCCCGAGCGGGAGGGCGCGCUCCUCAUCCCUCCGGGCCCGCCGGGCAGACCCCUCGCCGCCGCCACCGGAGCCUUGGCCCAGGCCGUCGUCGGGAACCUCCUGGGCGGGAGGCGAGGCCGCACGAAACCAAUGCACGAGAAAGCCGGGCCGAUGCACAGCCUGGAGAAGCUGGAGGCGCUGCACAAAGAGAAGAGCCUGGAUUCCCCGAAUGGCAACCUGCACUUGAAUGAUGCCGUCAAGGACGAAGAGCUCAAGAAGUGUCACAGAGAAGUGGUGGCUCCAAACAAAUACAACUCUCAGUAUCACAAGUUAUUUAAGGAUAUCCCCACGGAAGAAAGUGUGUUGAAAGUGUGUUCCUGUGCCCUCCAGAGAGACAUUCUUAUCCAAGGCCGGCUCUACAUUUCCCCCAACUGGCUCUGCUUCUAUGCAAACCUUUUUGGGAAAGAUAUCAAGGUUGUUAUUCCCGUUGUCUCCGUUCAGCUAAUAAAAAAGCACAAAACAGCCCGGCUACUACCAAACGGAUUGGCUAUUACGACAAAUGCCAGCAGGAAGUACAUCUUCGUUUCCCUGAUCUCUAGAGACAGCGUCUACGAUGUUCUGCGAAGGGUCUGCACACACUUGCAGGUCUCCAGCAAAAAGAGCCUGAGCUUGAAAGAACUGACGGAAGAGCCAGAUGCCGUGGCACUGGAGGUCAUUGUCCCAGAGGUGAAAUGGAGGAAGGGCUCUUCGGCAUCACUGUCGCUAGCCCUUCCCCUUCCUCUUCCCCUUCCAGAGGCCAGCUUCCAGUGCAUCCACCGGGCCUCCAUCAGCAGCCUCAGCACCAAGGAGAGCUCUUGUAACUCCGAAGAGCCUCUAAUAUCAGAAAGUGGAAUAAACACCGAAGAGGAGUUGGAGGUUGAGCCCAGCUACAAAGCGGAAUUGAGACCAUCUGAUUAUCAGCUGCUGAAGAUCUUCAUCGUGUUGAUUUGCCUCUUGGUGGUGUCCUCCUCGUACUUGGCUUUCCGCAUCUUCCGCUUGGAGCAGCAGCUCUGCUCGUUGAAUCGGGAUUAUCUCUCGCGGGUGCCCCGGAGGUGACUGUGGCCCCAAGAGGGAUGAGACUAGAGGAAGAGAGAACCACACCUUAAAUACAAAAUCCUUGCCGCGUCCAAGUGGUUAACAUGGCUGCAAUGAAGACGAGGCAAAAGGAUCCCUUGUUUCGGACGCUUGGACCAAAACUCUGCGUUUAUGGAGCGGAAAGGUAGAAGCGCUUCCUUGCCACAGACUCCUUGGCAGCCUCUUUCAGUGGUGCUUUCUAUUGCUGGCCAGUAAGGAGGCAUCGCCUGGGCUUUGCUCGUCUGUGGAUGGUGGCUCCAACCUUAUGACUUUUUCUAUCGCAAACCACCAAGAAAAGUGGGAGUUGCAUUACAGGGCUAAUUCCGAGGCACCCGUUUUGUUUCCGGAGUGGGCGGGUUCGUGUCUGCGGCGUCAAAAAGUUUUGCGUCAAAAAGAUCGACUGUUAUCACCUGCAAACAAGACCGGGACAUAGCCAGAGGGAUUUACACAAGUUGCGGAGAAGGAGAUGGAUUUUCUUCCAGGGGUUUCUCUCUCGUCAAGGUUCCACCAGUUCUCACUGCCUGCAUUUCCCCAGGAGAUUGUGGGAAUCUCGCUUUGGUGCCAAGUGCCAAUCAAGAAGGAAUAUUCUCUGGAGGAGGAAGCGGCACAGCCGGGAGCCACCUCUUCCUCCUUCUGAGCACAGAAUUACUGCUCUUCAUGUAUGAACAGGUCACAAAAUGCUUGCCCUCAAAAUGGCAGUAGUUGCCGUAGUGGUGUUCUGCAUCGGGGGAAUGCUGUGAGGUGCCAGGCGGGACCCUGAGCGCUCAUGGGCCGGGACCGAUGGAAAGCAGCCUUGCCAAGACCAAGGGGUCCAAACCAUAAUGGUUAAAACAUUGCAGGAGAGGAGAAAAUGAAGAGACAUUACUCCCUUGCGUUGCUCUUGUUGCACUUUAAUUAGGUCUUGCUCCUUUUAACCCAGAGUGGGAUGUUAACACGAGAAAACAAAUAUCGACAUACUUGGUCCAAGGAAGGCCCCUGAUGUCUUGACGAAUAGGACACUUUUUCUUGAGCUCAAAGAGGAUGGAAUCAAGGAUGCAGGACUUGAGGUUUCUUGGGGCUUCUCUGCACUUUGGAUGGCGGAGUAUGGGGAGACUGGCUCUGAAAAUGGACUGCAAGGCAUGCAAACCAGGGCUGAUAGCACAACUUGUAUUGGUGUGAGUGAGUUGUGGCUCUCCUCUGUCCUUCAGUUGUUGCUCUCGGGCAGAAGCAUCCCUCAGGGAAAUGGAUUGGAGGAAGGAAAGAGAGGCUGACUCUAGAGCAGGAAUGGGCAAACUUGGGCCCUCCAGGUGUUUUGGACUUCAAUUCCCACCAUUCCUAACAGCCUCAGGCCCCUUCCUUUCCCCCCUCAACUGCUUAAGCUCACUGCUAGAGCAGUGAUGGCAUGAUCGUCAGCAUAGAUGAAAUUCUCCCUAAGGGAAAACAUAGAUCAACUUGGGCCCUCCGGGUAUUUUGGACUCCCAACUCCCACCAUUCCUAACAGCCUCAGGCCCCCUCCUUUUCCCCCUUGAGCAGUGAUGGCAUGAUCAUCAGCAUAGAUGAAAUUCUCCCUAAGGAAAACAUAGAUCAACUUGGGUCCUCCAUGUGUUUUGGACUUCCAAUUCCCACCAUUUCUAACAGCCUCAGGCCC